Panicum virgatum (switchgrass) is the source of this 2308-nucleotide messenger RNA. Its product is annotated as metal transporter Nramp6-like. NCBI's taxonomy places the organism in Eukaryota, Viridiplantae, Streptophyta, Magnoliopsida, Poales, Poaceae. Gene Ontology annotation, biological process: metal ion transport. Bases 24 to 1664 code for a protein of 546 amino acids. Gene Ontology annotation, molecular function: cadmium ion transmembrane transporter activity; manganese ion transmembrane transporter activity. Gene Ontology annotation, cellular component: membrane. The transcript has 4 exons. The record is from RefSeq and is a predicted model, not a curated record.
CGGGGGGGUCGGCUCGGCACUUGAUGGUUCGCGCCACGGCCACGAGCCACGCGGGCCCGCCGUCAGUCGCGCAUCCGGCGAACUCCGACCCGAUGGCCGCCGACAACGCAGCCGACGGAGAGCCCGCCGAGGGCUCGCCCCCCGCCUCCGGCGCCGAGGUUCGCGCCCUCCUCCGCCCCUCGUCGUUCGUCUCCGCCAUCUCCGACGAUGACGAGGGCUUCGAGGAGCGCGCGUUCGAGCCGGCCGAGAAGGUCGUCGUCUCCGUCUCCGGCGACCCCGACGAGGAGCGCCUCUUCUACGCCUCGGGGGGCCGCGCGCCGCCCUUCUCCUGGCGCAAGCUCUGGCUCUUCACGGGCCCCGGGUACCUGAUGAGCAUCGCCUUCGUGGACCCCGGGAACAUCGAGGGCGACCUCCAGGCCGGCGCCACGGCCGGCGGCUCCCUGCUCUGGCUGCUCCUCUGGUCCACGGCCAUGGGGCUGCUCGUGCAGCUGCUCGCCGCGCGCCUCGGGGUGGCCACGGGGAGGCACCUCGCCGAGCUCUGCCGCGACGAGUACCCGGACUGGGCGCGCCGCGCGCUCUGGCUCAUGGCCGAGGUCGCCCUCAUCAGCGCCGACAUCCAGGAGGUCAUCGGGAGCGCCAUUGCCAUCAAGAUCCUCAGCCACGGCUUGUUGCCGAUUUGGGCCGGCGUUGUCAUCACCGCAUUGGAUUGCUUUAUUUUUCUUUCCCUCGAGAACUAUGGGGUGAGAAAGUUGGAAGCUUUGUUUGCAGUUUUAGUUACAACAAUGGCGUGCUCCUUUGCAUGGAUGUUUAUAGAAACCAAGCCCAGAGGGAAAGACCUAAUCAUUGGCAUUCUGGUCCCAAAGCUGAACUCAAGAACAAUAAAACAAGCUGUUGGUCUUGUUGGAAGUGUUAUCACACCCCAUAAUGUGUUCCUUCAUUCUGCUCUUGUGCAAUCAAGAAAAAUUGACCCGGAAAAUGAAUAUGAAGUCCGUGAAGCGUUGAGGUACUAUUCCAUUGAAUCCACCAUGGCAUUGGUAGUGCCCUUCAUGAUAAAUUUAUUUGUCACAACAGUUUUUGCAAAAGGGUUUUAUGGUACCAAAGAAGCAGAUAAUAUUGGUCUUGAGAAUGCUGGGAAAUAUUUACAUGAGAAGUUUGGGGGUGAUUUUUUCCCUGUCCUCUAUAUUUGGGGUGUCGGGCUAUUAGCUGCUGGAACAAGUAGUACCAUAACUGGAACUUAUGCUGGACAGUUUAUAAUGGGUGGGCUUCUGAAUUGGCGGGUGAAAAAAUGGAUCCGGGCAUUGAUCACUAGAAGCUUUGCGAUCGUGCCAACUAUAAUUGUUGCUCUAUACUUCAACACAUCUGAUUCUGCACUGGAUGUUCUCAAUGAAUGGCUCAAUGUGCUCCAAUCAAUCCAAAUCCCAUUCUCACUGAUCCCACUGGUAACAUUGGUUUCUAAGGAGGAAGUCAUGGGACCUUUCAAGAUCGGUCCAAGAACAAAAAUUGCUUCCUGGACAGCUGCAUCCGUACCAAUCGUAAUAAAUAGCUACAUGUUGUUCGAUUUCUUCUCUUCAGAAACGGAAGGCCUGUUGUCCAGUUCAGCUCUUUGCGCGGCCGUGAUUGCUUAUGCUAUGUUCAUAAUAUAUCUCAUUUUCCGAGGCACGUAGUUUUCUAACCGUUUUGUGAUAGGGAUACACAAGAACAACUUCAUAUGACAAAGAAAAGGAUAAACCAUUUUGCUCUAUGAUGACAGCUUACUAACAUUUAGGAAACUCAGAUAUUGGAGUGCACAUUGUACAGAGGGUAGGAAGGAGAAGGUUCAAUCGUUGACUAGAGCUGUGCCAGUGACUUUCGUUGUGUUCGCUUGGCUGUGGCUGGUGCUGAUUUGUUAUGAGAGAACUGUACUGCUGACUGGCUGGUAGCUGGUGGCUGAUGCUGAUUUAGUAUGAGAGAACAGUACUGCUGACUGGUUGGCUGACAAGCCAAACGACAGAGCGUUUGUUGUCUCUUCUAUGCAUUGAACUCUGGCUGCAACUGGAAGCAGACAAUAGAGAGAACUGUAUGUCCAGCAAUUUCUCGUUUCAUGGCAUGUGGAUGGCAGAUAGGGUGAGAGACACAGAGAAAUUGGAGUUAAACAAGGCACUAGAUAUCAGAAAAGUAGGGUGAUGUAUCGUGUAAUAUAUUCGGGCGUAUGAGGUCAAUGUUGUCAUGUAAUUAGAGUAGUAGCAGCUCUCAUCAGGUUGUACCAAAGCUCUGAUAAACUUUUGCAGACUCCAAAUGACAAAGGAUUAAUUCAUUCUAGUGGUCUUUA